GCACACUGGAGGCUUCAUGCUCGGGAUACACUCUCUCUGCUGCACGGCUCCGCUUUCAGACGCUCAGACUCUUCUGCUGAGCGUGCGUCUACAUGAGCUGCCACGGAUUUUUGAAGAAACCUCUCGCCUCACUCAGGGACUACGAUCAGAAAAGUAUUUCCUGGAGUUAUCGUUUUUAUAAAGUGGAUUAAGAAAGACAUCUGGAACCCCAGAGACGUGUGGGUGGGGGAGCGGUCUUGAAUGGAUGAAUGAGUACUCAAGGAUGACUGGAUAAAAGCUUCCAGCCCUGAUUGCUCCGCAGAUUCUCGUGAGGUAUCUGGAUGAACGUUGACUCACUGCAGGUGUGAACAUCUUUAUUUCCUUGCUAGGUCAAGGAAAACCCGGAGAAAAGCCUGAUGACACAGCUCUCAAAUUUCACUUCAAUCUCUGCAGCACCUGCUCAUCACUGAAAUUGCUUUCCAUCCUCCAGGUUUACAACUUCAAAGCGUUUUCCACAGGGGCACUGCUUGUCUAUAUUCAAAACACAGUAAAAAAAAAGUGUAUAAUUAUGCCCUCACUCUCAUUAUCUCUGUUUCUCCUGCUGCACAACUGAGAGGUGAGGGAGACCAGAGGGUGAGGAGUUUUUUUUUUUCUUCAAGAUUAGAGAAGGAAAGAGGGAGAGAGGAAAGCAAAGGGGGGAGGGAGAGAUAAACAGAGGCAGUUUAAGGCAGUAAACACGUCCAGUCCAGAAGCUCUCCUCUAAACACUUCAGGCAUAAAUCAGUGCUGUAUUUGUCUGCAGAGACUCUGAAGCAGCCUGGGGACAAACUGGACCAAGCAGGGGACAGUGUGGUUGCCAGCCUGGAGACACUGGAGGAAGUACAACCUGAGAAAAAGCCCUGCAGCUGGUGCAGCAGAUUAUUUGUGAAUAAAAACUUUGAUUUUCCAGCAGAGAAGAAGAAACCAGAGCGAACCACAGCCAUGGCCUCAGCCGUCUCCUGCAGUUUCCCUUGUCUUUGCACCAAAAUGAAACAGCAGUACUCCGGCGGCAGCGGCAGCCUCUUCUUGCAGCAGCAGACCAAAUGCACCUCCAGACCCCACCGGCCUCUCCUCCACCCAAGGACCCUGCUCCUCCUGCCCCUGCUCCUCCUGCUCUUUCUCUCCCUGUGGAGCCAGCAGGCCGAGGCCGUGGUCCACUCCAGCUUCAGACGGCUCAGCGGCCGAGAGAAGAAGGAGAUGCAGAAGGAGAUCCUGUCCAUCUUGGGUCUGCCGGGUCGACCCAGACCCCACCCGCCGCUACGACCGCCCUCCUCCGCGCCGCUCUUCAUGCUGGACCUCUACCACGCCAUGUCAGCUGAUGGGGAGGAUGAGGGGAAUGAAAUUAUCGUAAACGGACCCGUUAUGGGCAGGUCCGGAGGGCCAGAGAGGUCGGCUCAGGUCAACCACGCAGCCCUGCCGACCCUCAGCACGCACACGCCGCCUCUGGGGACGGUGGUCAGCGAGGCCGACACCGUGAUGAGCUUCGUCAACCUGGUGGAGCAGGAGCGCGACCUCCUGCAGCCUCGUCCAUACUGGAAGGAGUUUCGUUUCGACCUGACCCCCCUCCCUCAGGGUGAGACGGUGACAGCAGCGGAGUUUCGUAUCUAUAAGACCCUGACGAUGGGACAGAGGGCAAACCGAACACUGCACAUCUCCGUCUACGAGAUCAAGCGAGAGAACAGACACAGAGAGCCAGAGCUGGUGCUGCUUGACAUGCAGUCGGUGCCUGCUGGACAGGAGGGCUGGCUGGCCUUCGACGUCACCUCCGCCUCCAACCACUGGCUCCUCCAGCCCCGCAGCAACCUGGGCAUACGUCUCUACGUGGAGACUGAGGAAGACCGCUCCCUGUCCGCAGGCUGGAUUGGGUUGGUGGGUCGCAGAGGUCCUCGCUCCAAACAGCCUUUCAUGGUGACUUUCUUCAGGGAGAGCCAGGUCCCGUGUCGGCCGCCCCGGGCCGUCAAGCCUCACCCUCGCAAGAAGAAACCCAAAUACGACCUCCCGGUCCCCAGCAUCCAUAAUCGGAGUCCUGCUAACAACGGAGGUCAGCCCUGUAAAAAACACGAACUCUACGUCAGCUUCAGUGAUCUGGGAUGGAAGGACUGGGUUUUGGCCCCCACUGGAUAUUCAGCCUACUACUGUGAUGGAGAGUGUUUUUACCCUCUGGGCUCCUGCAUGAACGCCACCAACCACGCCCUCAUCCAGCAAGUGGUCCACCUCCUGAAGCCUGAUGAGGUUCCUAAGGCGUGUUGCGCCCCCACCAAGCUCAGCCCCAUCUCCGUCCUCUUCUACGACGACAACAACAACGUCAUCCUCAAAAAGCAUCGUAACAUGGUGGUAAAGACCUGUGGAUGUCUAUGAUAAGUGAUGAGUCCAAAACUAAAAAAUGUACCUGGAUGAUUAUUUUUAUUCCCGCACUGGCAAACAGGUUGGAUGAUAACUGCACAGUAAUCUGAUUUGGAUCAGUGACUUAAGUGUCUUUAAUCAAGUUUUCCAAAUUUAAAGAGUUGAAGGUUCCGAAUCAGAAUUUUUACUCCAAGACUCAAACAUUUUUUUUACUGCAUGUUAAAGACUGUGGGUGUUAAUGUUAAUGUUCAGCUGGUUGAGUCUAUAUCUUUGACUAGAAAUGUUUUAUAAUAACGUAAAAGAUCAGUCAGCUCCAUGCAGGUCAGCAGUGAGCAGCAUAAUUUGAAUGACGAUGUUAGGACAUGUUCUUCGUAAGUACAGUACGUAUUUUUCAAGAGCACAAAUGUUUAAUUUCAUGAACUUUUUAUGCCUGUGUUAUCAGGAACAAACUACACAGACAUCAGCAGAGUAUUUUUACAGACAGGUUUCAGUUAUGAAAAUGGCAAAUGAUAUUGGAUGGCAGGACAUGCCAUUAGUGAUGCCUGUUUUUUUUUUUAAACAAGACAGAAACUGACAGCACUACUGCUGUUGCAACACAAAUCUAUAUGGAGAGACUAUUAAGUUGUAUUCAAUUAAUAAAAAGAUAUUUACAUUA
Messenger RNA from Toxotes jaculatrix (banded archerfish), 3015 nucleotides. RefSeq names its product bone morphogenetic protein 8a (gene bmp8a). Lineage: Eukaryota; Metazoa; Chordata; Actinopteri; Toxotidae. Gene Ontology annotation, molecular function: growth factor activity; cytokine activity. Gene Ontology annotation, cellular component: extracellular region. The coding region runs from base 960 to 2375 and encodes 471 amino acids. Gene Ontology annotation, biological process: SMAD protein signal transduction. The record is from RefSeq and is a predicted model, not a curated record. The transcript is spliced from 7 exons.